This is a messenger RNA of Malus domestica (apple), 1197 nucleotides long. Lineage: Eukaryota; Viridiplantae; Streptophyta; Magnoliopsida; Rosales; Rosaceae. The record is from RefSeq and is a predicted model, not a curated record.
AUGCUCCUAUCAAACGUUGACCGUUGCUUGGUAGUUUCGGGAUUGGUCAAGUAUAGUACAAACAAUUUGAAUGAGAAGAGUCUCAAAAUGCUUGAAGAACAUGAGAUGGUGCAUAGACUGCCUCACUUAGAAAUGCCUACAAAAGUAUGUGAGGGUUACAUGAUGGGAAAACAACACAUGGAUUCAUUUCCUUCUGAAUCAACUUGGAAAGCCAAUGAUCCAUUGGAAUCGAUUCACACAUACAUCUGUGGUCCAAUGCAAGUUGAAUCUCACUUUGGAAACAAGUAUUUUCUGUUAUUCACAGAUGACUACACAAGAAUGACAUGGGUGUAUUUUUUGAGGUACAAAUCUGAUCCAUUUGAAUGUUUUAAAAAGUUCAAGGCAAUGAUUGAAUUACAAUGUGGUUAUAAGGUGAAAUGCAUUAGAAGUGAUAGAGGGGGAGAAUUUCUAUCUGCAGAAUUUAACAAGUAUUGCAAUGAUCUAGGAAUUCAGAGACAAUUGACUAUGGCCUACACUCCUCAGCAAAAUGGAGUGUCAGAAAGGAAGAAUAUGACUGUGGUGGAAAUGGCAAAGUCAAGGAUGCAUGAGAAGAAUCUUCCAUAUGUGUUUUGGGCAGAAGCAAUCAACACUGCAGUUUAUUUGCUUAACAGAUAUACUGAAAUGAGACUUCCUGUUAUCACUGAAAACCAGAAUGCUAAGGAAAUAUGUGAAAUUGGUGAAAGUUCCCAUUCUGAGGAAUACACUAUUCCUCAAAGUGAAACCAAAGAUGAUUCAUGGAGGAAGGCAAUGGAAUUUGAAUUGGAAAUGAUAGAGUCACAUGGCAGUUUGUUGAAAAACCAUUUGACAAGCCUCUCAUUGGUGUCAAUGGCAAGGUUGGACACCAUAAGAACCUUAAUUGCUCUUGCUGCACAGAAGCAAUGGAGUUUGUAUCAAUUGGAUGUGAAAUCUGCAUUUCUCAAUGGAGUGUUAAAAAAAGAAGUGUAUGUUGAGCAACCACAAGGCUUUGUGAAAGAGAAUGAAGAGAUAGGUGUACAAGCUGAACAAGGCACUGUAUGGAUUGAAAAGGCACCAAGGGCCCGGUAUGAUGAGAUUAAUGCCUACUUCAACAGUGCAGGCUUCAAGAAGAGCUCAAGUGAAACAACCUUGACUGUUAAAACAAGAGAAGAUUCAGGUAUCAUAUUGUAUCCUUAUAUGUAG